Messenger RNA from Pyrus x bretschneideri (Chinese white pear), 2981 nucleotides. RefSeq names its product AUGMIN subunit 6. Gene Ontology annotation, cellular component: HAUS complex; mitotic spindle microtubule. Gene Ontology annotation, biological process: spindle assembly. Lineage: Eukaryota; Viridiplantae; Streptophyta; Magnoliopsida; Rosales; Rosaceae. Gene Ontology annotation, molecular function: microtubule binding. The record is from RefSeq and is a predicted model, not a curated record.
GCAUUUCAAAAAAAAACCCAAAAAAAAACCCCAAAAAAUUGAAAAAAAAAACCUGAUUCAGAACGGAGCAGAAAAGCGAGAAACAGAGGAGAGAGAGGGAGAGGAGAGAGAGAGAGGGAGAGGGAGAGGGAGGUUGGUGAUGACAAUGGACAGAGAGAAGGAGAGAGAGAUAGAGCUAGAGAGUGCAAUGUACACUAACUGUUUGCUGUUAGGGUUGGAUCCGGCGAUUAUCGGGCUCGGAGGAUCCAAUGCCACUCCUCGGGUCGGGCUCUUCCGCCACUCCAACCCUAAAUUAGGCGAACAGCUCCUCUACUUCAUCCUCUCUUCUCUCAGAGGCCCAAUUCAAUCCGCCAAGGAUUUCGAUAAGGUCUGGCCAAUCUUCGAUUCCGCGCAAUCGCGGGAUUUUCGAAAGGUUGUGCAAGGGAUCAUUAGUGAGCUCGAAUCGCAGGGGGCGCUUCCGAGGAGCAAUUCGAGGGUUUCAUCACUUGCUACGUGUUGCGGACCCAGGUUUGUGGAACUUCUGUGGCAGCUUUCGUUGCAUGGUUUGCGAGAGGUUCAUAGGCGAACAUUUGCAGCUGAUGUAGCUUCUAACCCACUUCCUUCAUCACUGACGGAUGUAGCCUUUUCACACGCAGCUACUUUACUUCCUGUUACUAAGGCUAGAAUAGCGCUUGAACGAAGAAGAUUUCUUAAGAAUGCGGAAACAGCAGUACAGAGACAGGCCAUGUGGUCGAAUUUGGCGCAUGAAAUGACUGCGGAGUUUCGUGGUCUUUGUGCUGAAGAGGCUUAUUUACAGCAAGAACUGGAAAAAUUACAUGACCUUAGGAACAAAGUGAAGUUGGAAGGGGAACACUGGGAUGACCUUGUUUCUAGUUCGAGUCAGAAUUCCCAUUUAGUAUCAAAAGCUACUCGUCUGUGGGAGUCUAUAUUAGCCCGUAAAAGUCAACAUGAAGUUCUUGCUUCAGGCCCUAUUGAGGACUUAAUAGCUCACAGGGAGCAUAGGUACCGCAUCUCUGGAUCGUCUUUGCUUGCAGCUAUGGAUCAGAGUUCUCAGGUUCCUUAUGGAGAUGUCUUAUCUUUCCAGUCAGGUGACUUUACUCCAACACAUGCGGAUGGAAAAGAACAAAAUGAUGGAGCAGAUUCAUCCCAUUCACAAGUAGCAGAUGAAAGAAGUGGAAGAGUCCAUCCAACUGUUGACGUGGCAGAAAUUAUCAGGCGUUGGACGCAUGCUUUACAGCGUAUUCAUAAACAAUCACUUCACAUGGCAAAGGCUAAUGAGGGAGAGGGUCCAGAAAUUUUAAGAAGUGCACAGGAUGGCAGUUCAAGUGGUCAUGCUGAGUCUCUAGCUGCAACUCUUGCUGAACAUCAGCAACACUUGGUUAGCUUUCAGGUUCUCAUUAACCAACUGAAGGAAGUUGCUCCGGCAAUACAAAAGUCAAUAUCAGAAUGUACAGAUAAAGUAGAUAGCAUUUCAUCUAGUCUGCCUCCGAUGACCAAACAACCUGGUCGGUCAACUUCACCUAUUCAAGCACAGAGCAGUGGAAGGACAUUGGAAAGCAACAGUGAUGAUGUGGCUGAGGUGACUUCAAAAUUGUCUACCUUUCAGCUCGAAAAGGUGUCAUCCAGCCCUGCUUUAAAGCUCCCACAGUUGUUUAACUUGACUUCUAAUUCUUCUGGGAAAGGUGCAAAUAUGCAUAAGCGCCCUGCUUCAGUUGCUCAUUCAAACCAAAUAGAGAACUUUCCUGAAAGGAAGUCUGUGGAGCCCUUAUCAAAUAAUCACAUAGAUAAUCUACCACAAGACAGUGACCAUUAUUAUGUCCAGAAUCUAAAGAGAUCUGUUAGAGAAGCUGCUCUGUCACAGAAUUCCUUAAGUUCCCAAUCAUCACGAGGCAGCCAUUCUGAUGAAAGCUCUGAGCAUUUCUUUUUACCUCUUUCAUCAUCUGGGUUUUCUCGUCUAGGCCAAGAGUCUAAAGGGGCUUCAUUAAGGAGUAAAAGGUUUUCAGCUCAGACCGAGGCUUCCUUUCAUGAAAAUCGUGCUCCUGAUGGUAAUGUGGGGAACAAGUACGCCGAAUUAUCUGAAGUGUUGAAUGAUUUAGAUUCACUUGAUGAUUUUGACCAAGUAAAUGGGUUUCUUUCCGCUGCUGGUUCAAACUGUGCUGUUUCGGACACACAGAGAUCAUUUUAUGACUUUGAGGAAGCUCGGGAGCAGGUUUUCUCACCUCCUUUGCUAAUGGACUCAUCACUAUUAGCAGAUUAUGAAGACUUACUUGCACCACUUUCAGAAACUGAAACAGCCUUAAUGGAGCACUGAAACUGAAUUUUGAGCGACCUGAAUUAUCGGUCAAGGAGCUAUUUGGUCACUGCGAUGGUUUUGUUUCCAUUUCCCGGGACACUUUCCACUUUCCCAAAUUAUUGUUGACAACUUGACAUGCCUGUAUCAUUUCUUUGAUGUUCUGUACAUUUCCCCCCUCCAACUCAGCGCAGUUCGUUUGUUUGGAGGAAACCGUGAACCUUCCUAGCAGUGCUGUUGUACAUGCUUGACAAUGGCUCCGAACCGAAAUGAUUGUAUCAUGUUGAAGUUCCACUGCUCCCAACGAGAUGUAAGCUGCAGACAUUUCCUGGGGUGUUUUUGUCCAUGGAUGAUUAGGAAACUACAAUGUAGCAACUUAAUGCACGUGUACUUCUUAGCCCCGUCCUGUGCAGCGAUCGAUCUAUCGAGUUUCAUGCUUCGGUUAACUGACAAGAUUGGUUGUUGGUUCGAUUUUUACAUGUAUCUGAUUAAUCUGACCUAAAUGUAAGUUGCUGAAACGUCACAGAUGUGAGAAGUAGUUGUUGAACCAUAGGGCUUUACUUCCUUUUUUUUAGCUUUAAUAUUCUUUUAGAAGGGUAAUUAUUUCUUUGAAAAUGCUGGAAUUGUGAGUAAAUGUCGUUGUUUAAUCAAGUAAAUGAUGAAAGAUUACACAAAAGUUGGUUUUUCUGUC